AUGACAAGCCAACAGCCGUCGGUCACCGACACCUUAGCGCGGCUGUUAGCGCGGGAGGAAGAGCAUACCAACUCCCUUGCGCUCUCCCACCAUGAAUUCAGCGAGUAUCUGGACCACCAAGAACAAGAACCGACUGACGAAGACGACGCUCCUGUCAUGCUGUCUUUCGUCCACGACCUGGGCCCCAACGCUCUCAAGUCCAUGACGAACUUCACCGAAGACGAGUUCUCGCUGCUAUGGGAGCAGGUCAGCGCUAAGGACGCGUUUUUCAUGUCCCUGACAGUCCUCAAGCAUCACGACAGCUGGCUCAAACACGCGACGGACUUCCGGAUGCUGCCGCCAACGUUCGAGAAGAUGGCCAACAAGGUGGAAGAAGUGCUGAUGGAGCGCAACGUUACGAACGUCACGAUGACAAGCCAAGAGCGCUGCAACCAGCCGUUCACCAACUAUCCCUACGCGCUCUACGCACUGGACGUCAAGUUCCAACCCGCGUAUCGACCAUCCGGCCGCUUCACUGAGCAGAAACACUACUUCUCAGGAAAACACAAGUUGUAUGGCUUCAAGAUCGAGUGUGCGGUGGUACCACCAGGCUUGGCGGUGCAUGUGUCGAAGCACUACCCUGGAUCUGUGUCCGACAUAACCAUCUGUAUGAAGAAUCUGGAAGUGCACAAGCGGCUGCUGCACAAGACGACUGCUGAGGCUGAGCGAAACGACUACGGAGAAGGCUCGACGUCGUUUGGCAACAUAUGGGGUGUUCUGGCCGACAGGGGUUAUCAAGGGCUCGAAAAGUCUGUGCGCGCCAUCAUACCGAAGCGUCGUCCUCGUGGCGGACCUCUGACGUACGACGAGGAGAGUCGUAACCGGCGCGUUUCAUCGGAUCGUGUUUUGGUGGAGAACUACUUUGGCCGCAUGACAACACUCUGGCGCGUGGUGAGCACUACGUUCACGUGGAGUGAGGCAAAGUUCGACAGGAUCGAUCGGUACUCGCAAAUUUUGGCGCGUUACGUCUCGAUGUCUGAGGCUCAGCGCAAAAAGCGCGAGCGCGAUCGCGUCGUUGCGGAAGCCAAGCGAGCCAGUGCCCGUUUGUCCGUCGAGUCCACGGCUUCCAACUCAAGCUCAAGCUACCACUCAAGCAUGCGCGCGCGCACACGACCCCAGGCCAGCACAACCGGAGCCCGCAACUCUUUCAGUGCGACGACAAGCUCCUCGCCCGGAUCAAGCCCAUGCUCUGGUCUUAGCGCGAUUCUGGGCUCUCAGACGUCGACUGUUAUGGGCUCCCAAGAACUCUCGCAGGAGUUUUAA
This is a messenger RNA of Phytophthora sojae, 1302 nucleotides long. RefSeq lists its product as hypothetical. Bases 1 to 1302 code for a protein of 433 amino acids. The transcript has 4 exons. NCBI's taxonomy places the organism in Eukaryota, Oomycota, Peronosporomycetes, Peronosporales, Peronosporaceae. The record is from RefSeq and is a predicted model, not a curated record.